GACAGAGGAAGAGAAAAGAACAGUGUGUCUGUGACAGAGAGAUAUAUACAGAGAGAGAGAGAGAGAGAGAGAGAGAGAGAGUUACAAGCUCACACCUCACACAAACCAGGAAAGGGGGAGUGAAAGGGAACGCGCUUCUGUGUGUGUGUGUGUGAGUGUUUGUGUGUACGUGUGUGUGUGUGUGAGCGCGCGCACAUGCGUGGCUGCUGGGUAGAGGAUCAUCGGCAGAAGAGGCAACGGUGAGAGAGGAAAGGGACUGAUCGCAGAUGCACCAGCAGCACUGACGCUGAGAGACGGAGAGAGGGAAACGAGAAAGAGAGAGAAAGAAGAGAAAGAGAGCGUGGGACAGAGAGAAAGAAGAAGAAGAGGCAGUGGCCAAGGAAAUUAAGUUUAAGAGGUCUCGUGUAAGGGGAGAAAAGAGAGAGAAAGAGAGGAGGAGAGCAGAACAGAGAAGAUAGGAAUGAGAAGCAGCUUAGACACAGGUUACCACAGGAGAGAGUCCACUGCCGUCCACCUUAUUACACAACAGCGCAGCCUGCGCGGAGGGAUGGGAAGCGAGCCACACGGCGACAGACGGGAGAAGAAAGACCCUGUGUGACCAGACAAGAGGGAGAGGCUGGCGCAGCAACAGCAACAGCACGCAGGAGCACGGGAGGACAAGAGAGAAGAGGAGUAAAGGAACGACAGAGCAGAGAAACGGUGGAAGAGAGAAAGGAAGAAAGACAGCACAGCGCAGCACAGCUCCGCUAUAGAGGCUGUGACGCACUCCACUCUCCUCCAUCUUCCUCUCGACAUCUCUCCAUCAUAUCUUUCUACCGACCGACCCCUCCACCCCUUCACAGGCAGCAAGCAUCCUCUCCCCUCCGCCUAUCUCCUCCAUCCCCCUCUCUCUCUCUCAAUCUCUUGUGCAAUAGUAUCAACUCCACCUCCUGUCUUUCCUGCACAAGACGGAGCAGGGUGCCAAGUCAACACCUCCUAACUCAACACAAAAUGUUGCCAAUGGUGUGAAAUAAACAGGACUUCAUAUCUACAUCAGCACUGCUCAGCAGAUCCCGUGCCAAGGAUAAAAACAGCUACCAGCUACCUAAGAGGUACCAGGAAUAGGAGGAACCUGAAACUGAUGAAGACCAGGGCAAAGAGAAGGACGCAAUAAAGUGAUAACAGGUGAAGACACGGGCAAUACUACCUACAAGCGAGUGACCAUCUAAAGAAUUACAGCGAGGGGGGAUGAUGACAGUGAUGUUGAAGAUGAGACAAGGCUACUGAGGGACCUAUUAUCUCACCCCAGACUCUCUCUCACGUCUGGACAGUCUGCCCCCCUACACACACACACACACGUCAGACUCUUCCUCCUCGCCAGCCCCUCACCCCAGGCCUGCUCAGAGAACCACUCCGAGAACUUUCCAUCACCUAGCGAGUCACCUCUAAAUAAAGACCCCUCUUAUCAAGAGAGUGGGCAAGGUCAGGAGUUAAGAGGACCUGGCUAUCUUCACCAGAGACGCAGACCUCUCACAAGUAUCUGCACUGGCUUCUGUUUUAAGGUCACCGACCCGACAUUGCGGUUUCGCUUGGGAACAGGAAGGAAGCUCUUUAGACUGACUUCAACCAUCAUACUAAAUUUGAGCUUCUGGGUGUACCAGUAGUGUUGUAAGCCUUAGAACCUUUUAUAGUGUUCUGAUGAAGUUUCCUUCCUAUUUAGAGCCAUGAUCUGUGUCUUGUAAAAAAAAAGUACUUGUACAUAAUCAGCGGAACAUAUCUGUAUCAAUACUGGACACGUAUCAAGUCUUUAUUGCUAAAGCAUUAGGUGCUGUAAUUGUGUUACGCAAUCUGUCAUCGAGGAUUAUAUCACAGAUAUUAUCUUGUACUGUACACAAAAGCGUCCUUGAUAUACUUCUAAUCAAUUAAGGACUUACAACAAAACAAAGCAGCAGGAUAAAAGUAAAAUUGCCAACUAUCAUUAAGCUACUGGACUAAGGACAAGCCUGAGCUGGACUGAACCAUCUGGUGCUUAUCUGGACUGUACCAUUUGGACCAUUUGAGCUGAGUAACAGUGGGGUUUACUAUCGAAGGGUCUUUUGGGGGCGCUGGCGUUCCCCCUUCACCUUACCACUCCGCCACAGCAGCAACACAUCACAGCUGGCAGUCGGGGGCAUCCACGGGGGGUAACCAUGGAAACGACCGUCCGUCCCCACGUGCCCUCUAAUGGCUGAGUUAGCCACAACAAGCCCACCCCUGCUCCCCCAGCUCCACAACUGAAAGACCAACUAGUGGGAAAGGCAUCACAACAGCUGAACUUAAAGUCAGCCCCUCUGGAGUACGAUCAGUAGGAGCUACAGACAGACUUGCUCUGCUCCACAUACCCCCCCCAAACCCCCCCCCCACCACCACCACCACCCAAGUUUCUUGGUGACUCACCGCUUUGGAAACGGAUGUCUUGCCUUAGGCGGCAGCCCGUCGCCAUCCCCAUGGAUACCGUCAAGAUCAUCCAGUCGGAGAAGUUCCCGCGCGAGUGCCCCGUGCCUGUGACACAGCCUCGCUUCGCGCCGCCACCCCGCGUGGCGUGGGACGGUGGCGGCCGCGGCGGCAGCUGCAUCGUCAGCAGCCACGAGGGCGAGGUCAUCGUCAACCAGGCCUGCAGUGACCUCGCCCUAGAACUCACCAAGCCGCCGCCGCCGCCGUCGAGCCAGACGCCGCCACCCCCGCGGCCCCUGGUGUCCCCGCCCCACGGGCUCAUGCGGCGCGAGCUGAGCGCCGGCCCCGGCCCCGGCGGCUUCCUGUCGCAGCGCAAGAGCAGCCUGGCCGCCAGCGUGGGCGGCCCCACCGAGAUCUGCUACCACCAGUUCCACUACAAGAUGGACGACGUCAUCGUCAACCAGUACGUGCUGCGCUCGGGCUCCACGUCCUCGGGCUCCUCGUCCACCUCGUCGGGCUCGUCGGUGUGCUCGGGCCCCGUGAUGCCGUCGUGCGAGCCGCUCGACUGCCCCACGUGCGGUCAUGUGUACAACUUUGCCGGCAAGCGGCCGCGGAUUCUCUCCUGCCUCCACUCGGUGUGCGAGGAGUGCCUGCAGAUCCUCUACGAGUCCUGCCCCAAGUACAAGUUCAUCUCGUGCCCCACGUGCCGUCGCGAGACCGUGCUCUUCACCGACUACGGCCUGGCCGCGCUGGCCAUCAACACCAGCAUCCUGAGCCGCCUGCCGCCGGACCCGGCCGGUACCGUGCAGUGGGGCGGUGACGCCGACCGCAGCUGUUACCAGACGGUGCGGCAGUACUGCCAGUCGGCGUGUACCUGCCACCUCACCAACCCCCUCUCGUCCUGCGGGAUCAUGUAGAUCGCGAUCAUCAACGGUGGCUGUGGGUGAACAAGUGCAAAGGAGAGAGAGACAGAGACAGACAGAGAUGGAGGGAAGGAUGAAUGAAGUGAUGGAGUGAAUGAGGGUAGAUUUAUGGGAUGUGGGGAUUGCGAAGGUUGAGAUGGGUGAUGAGGCCUGACUUCCUGGACGAUAUCCACCACCUUCCCACCCUCCCCUCCCGCCCAAAACUCCUCCAUAUAGACCCUGUAUCUACCAAAACAAAUGCUCCUUCUCACACAGCAUACAACACACACACACACACACACACACACAUAAAUACACACGCACAAACUCUCACUGUCCUUGCCAGUAUACACAAU
Molecule: messenger RNA, 3670 nt
Organism: Alosa sapidissima (American shad)
Lineage: Eukaryota; Metazoa; Chordata; Actinopteri; Clupeiformes; Clupeidae
Gene: rnf208
Product: ring finger protein 208
Exons: 2
Coding region: 2430-3329 (299 amino acids)
Biological process (GO): protein ubiquitination
Molecular function (GO): ubiquitin protein ligase activity
Source: RefSeq, a predicted model, not a curated record